AUGAGAAGAACACAUGAAAAGAAGGUAUGCAAAAAUGUUUGGUGUCUUUUGUUAACGCAUUUUCAAUAUUUGCUCAAAAAUAAAAACCGAUCGAAUUUCUUUACUCACUGUCCUCUUUCUAUCUUUCGUGUCCUCUUUCUAUCUUUCGUGUCCUCUUUCUAUCUUUCGUGUCCUCUUUCUAUCUUUCGUGUCCUCUUUCUAUCUUUCGUGUCCUCUUUCUAUCUUUCGUGUCCUCUUUCUAUCUUACCCUCUGUCCUCUUUCUAUCUUACCCUCUGUCCUCUUUCUUUCUUACCCUCUGUCCUCUUUCUUUCUUACCCUCUGUCCCCUCUGUCCUGUUUCUUUCUUACCCUCUGUCCUCUUUCUGUCCUCUGUCCUCUUUCUUUCUUACCCUCUGUCCUCUUUCUUUCUUACCCUCUGUCCUCUUUUUCUUACCCUCUGUCCUCUUUCUUUCUUACCCUCUGUCCUCUUUCUUUCUUACCCUCUGUCCUCUUUCUUUCUUACCCUCUGUCCUCUUUCUUUCUUACCCUCUGUCCUCUUUCUUUCUUACCCUCUGUCCUCUUUCUUUCUUACCCUCUGUCCUCUUUCUUUCUUACCCUGUCCCUCUUUCUUUCUUACCUCUGUCCCUCUCUUUUUCUUUCUUUCUUACCCUCUGUCCUCUUUCUUUCUUACCUCUGUCCCUUUCUUUUCUUACCUUUUUUCUUUGCCAGUUUUCAGUUAUGAGCUAUCUACCUGCUUUGAAAAUCAAAAUCCUAGUCUCUCAUACCGACCACUGGCAUUGA
Molecule: messenger RNA, 780 nt
Organism: Acanthosepion pharaonis
Lineage: Eukaryota; Metazoa; Mollusca; Cephalopoda; Sepiida; Sepiidae
Source: the annotation of a GenBank genome assembly